CUUUACCCCUGGCCCCUGACUCAACGCCGGUGGAUGCCCUGCCUGCUUUCAAGAGAAUCCUCCCUUGUUUCUGGAGCAAGAGGCGGGCUCUUUGGAAAAAGCAGGAAUGCGCUGAGAGUUUUCCUCGCAAGCUGUCCUCCUCCUCCUCCUGCCUACAUGUUAAAAAUUGCCCGUCCUGACAUGGAGCUGUGGCCACUGGGUCUCCUGUUCGUCCAGAUCUGUCUCUGCUCCGGAUAUGAAGGGUCAGGGCACUAUGGUUACGGAGACGACGAGGACUGGUAUUCUCGUAGAUAUAAAGGAACCCCGUGGUGUGCGCCCAUUAAGCUGAAGCAUGGUGACGUGAGCUGCCGCACGCCCAGAGGGGAGCACUACAGGAACGUGAUGGGGACGCGUUGUAAAAUCCGCUGCAAAAGGGGUUACGAAUCCCAGAAUUCAGAGGUGGUGUGCAUGGCCAGCAAGCACUGGUCCUCCAACUACGCUUGUCGGGAGAUCCGCUGCCCAAAGCUCUACAUGCUGGCUAACGGAGGCUAUAAAUGCUCGGACGGCUCCUACUACAACUCUCGCUGCGAGUUCUUCUGCGCUCCAGGAUAUUCCAUGAAAGGCCAGAAAACAUCCGUCUGCCAGUACAACAAGGUGUGGAGCGCUGGAGUCCCCACAUGCAUUGAUAUUGAACCCCCGAAAAUCAAGUGUCCCAAUGUCAAGGAUAAGUGGGCAGAACCAGGAAAACUGACGGCGAGGGUGACUUGGGACACACCUGAGGGCAUCGACACUGCAGACGGCAUCCUCACAGAUGUGACCCUGAAAGGGAAGCCAUCAAAAUCCGACUUCCCAGAAGGCCUUCAUAAGAUGUCCUACAGUGUGUUUGACCGGGCUGGGAACAAAGGGUCCUGCCACUUCACCAUCAGAGUGCGAGUGCGUCGCUGCAGCCCUCUGUUCCCUCCAGACAACGGCUACAUGAAGUGCGACAGUGACGGAGACAACUACGGCGCUACUUGUCACUUCUCCUGCACCGGCGGCUUCGAGCUGCAGGGCAGCGCUGCCAGAGUGUGUCAGUCUGGACUCUCCUGGUCUGGUUUAGACACAACGUGUGCACCCAUGAACAUAAAUGUGGGGGUGCGUUCGGCCGCGGCGCUGCUGGACCAGUUCUACGAGAAGCGGCGGCUCCUCAUUAUCUCGGCGCCGACGGCUGCCAAUCACAAUUACCGUUUCCAGAUGACUAACCUGCAGCCCGCUCAGUGUGGACUGGACCUGAGACACGUCACCGUCAUUGAGCUGGUUGGGACUUAUCCAGCUCAAGUUGGCCGAAUCCGCCACAGGCUUCUCCCGCCUGGACUGGCCCUGCAGAUCAGGAUACUGCUCCGGAUCCCUCAGAGGUCGUUCCAAAUGGUGCUGGUGGACAAGCAGGGCAUAGACAAGCAGCGCUACCCGUUCCCCAUCACGGCAGCUGAGUUAUUCACCACCAUCGACACGUUCCCGCUCCGCAAGGACGAGAUGGUGUUACAGCAGGAGGCGGGCCAGUUCUGUCAGUCAUAAAACAGGAGCUUCCCUUCACACACAGCUCAGAUCAUUAUGCUUUAUGCCUCCUCUCUGAACUCCUCCUGUCCUGUCCCCAGUGUGUGUUUAUGUGUGUUUCUGCAUAUGAUCAAAGAUAUCUGGCAUGUUGCUGAUCUGAAGCUGGUCUGAACAGAUCAUACAGUGCUUUGCAGUCACAUCGAGGGCUGGCACUGUGUGUUUUAUUUUAUUUUUUUAUACAUUUUUUUCAGAGCAGAAAUAUGAUUUACUAUUUUGUAAAAAAAAAAAAAAAAAAAGAAACUUUGGGAAAAUUUCUAUUCUUUCUAAUAUUUAUAUCUUGCAUCUUACUUUGCGAUGUACUUUGAAUUCAUAAAACUAAUAAAAAAUGAGUAAU
Molecule: messenger RNA, 1906 nt
Organism: Gambusia affinis (western mosquitofish)
Lineage: Eukaryota; Metazoa; Chordata; Actinopteri; Cyprinodontiformes; Poeciliidae
Gene: srpx
Product: sushi-repeat containing protein X-linked
Exons: 10
Coding region: 34-1533 (499 amino acids)
Source: RefSeq, a predicted model, not a curated record